Messenger RNA from Podarcis lilfordi (Lilford's wall lizard), 24870 nucleotides. NCBI's taxonomy places the organism in Eukaryota, Metazoa, Chordata, Lepidosauria, Squamata, Lacertidae. The record is from the annotation of a GenBank genome assembly.
AAUAAAAUAUUUAUUAAAGUUUAAACAUUACAAAAAAGAAAAGAAAAACAAAAGAAAAUAUAAACCAUAAACAGUUGCAAAGCCUCAAAAACAAAAUCAAAUACAGCAAUACAAAACAUCAACAAUACAAAAAGAAGAAAAGAAAAGAAAAGCAUUUAAAAAAGGAACCCAAAAGAGAACAAACAAACAUACAAAAGAACCCCAUAUUUUCAUAUCCUUAUCUUUCAUUAGCUUAUUUCCUCGACUUCCUCACACCUCCUUUUUUGUAUUCUAGUUCAAUUAAAUAUUCUAGCAAGUCCUUUCCCUCUUUCACAAAUUUAGUUCCAUAAUUUAAUUUAACGAAAUUUUAAACUUAAAUUUACAUCUUUACCCAAUGUCAAUCUAUUCAUACUUAAUUCUUUAUAUUUCUACUAAAGUCAUAUAACUUCUUUCCAGCAUCUUUCUAACUUUCAUUAAUUUUAGAAUAUUUCUGUAAAUAAGCUUUGAAUUUUUUCCAAUCUUCUUCCACCGACUCUUCUCCCUGGUCUCGGAUUCUACCAGUCAUUUCCACCAAUUCCAUAUAGUCCAUCAGCUUCAUCUGCCAUUCUUCCCUGGUAGGUAGGUCUUGUGUCUUCCAGUGCUUUGCGAUGAGUAUUCUUGCUGCUGUUGUAGCAUACAUGAAAAAAACUCUAUCCUUCUUUGGCACCAAUUGGCCCGCUACUGGGCCUUCCUAAUGCAAUCACAACUUGCAUCAAAGCUAGUGCAAAAAUUAUCUGAGUGAAGGUUCACCACUAGCAACCCUGCCCUCAGAACUAUUCUACUGUUUGGGAGUGGAGGAAGAUAACUUUUGUUUCUUGGCAAAACUUUUUUGUGUAUGUUGAAGUCCAUUCACAAUCUUUUCCACCAGGAAACACACCAAUACAGGUGUUCAAGAAGAUAUAAUGUGAGUAUACUUUUUGGUCACUUGUACUGCAGCUGUGAAGAUUGCCUUUAUCUACAGAACCCCAGUUCUUUAGUAUUUGAAGCAAAGGAAGAUAUGUUGACCAUCUCCUCUGGUCUUUAACUAGAUUCCCAGACUUUACACAUCACUUAACAUUUUGUUCUCUGUAGACAAAAUAACUUGCAAAUGCGAAAGUAUGCACAGCACUGAACCAUGGAAAACCAUUUCAACAUCUAUCUGGGAAAAUCUUGUCCACAGCUCUCAAUGCCGUAACUAAUAACCAAAAUGAACUGGAAAUACUGAUCCAGAUUCAGAAGCCAUUCCUGGAGGAAAAAGUUGGUGAAGUUCUAGAAGCAGCUGUGGGGUGCACGCAAGGAGCUAUUACCUCUUUGGGAGGAGGUGCCAAAAGCUGUACUCUUUCUUUCCUCUCUGCACGGAUUUCUUCCUCCAUAUGCUCUGUAUAACUGGCAAGGCAACGUGAGUGAAAGUAGUGGUAGCAUGGUGUCUUAGUGAAAGCUUCAUUUUCCUGCACAGGGGAAGGCACAGAUUCCUAUUAAUAUAAAUCAGCUACACUGUGUGUUUUCAGCAUACAUUGAAAUAAUAAUUCCCAUUCAAUCCAAUUUCAAUUCAAUUCAUAUGUAAUAUAUGUGGAUGCUGGCUCAGAUUCAAACAAUCACAUUAACAGGGGCUUUUUGCACCCCAUUCCCACUGUUACUCCCCUUCCCACUGUGGGGACACAUGCACACACUUUUGCAGAACAGAAUGCAACACAGCACUAGGGAGGGAUCUAGAGACAUCCCAACAAGUUCCCAUUCCCUCUUCCUUCCUUUUUGAGUGAGUCCCAGCUUCACCUCAUUCUUCCAUAUAUUAGUGCUUUUAUUCCCUAUGGCUCCCCACAAAUGAAAACAAUAUGCCAAUCCAGCAUGCCCUUACCUGAAAACCAUACAGGCAAAUCACACACUGCCCAUGAGGGAUGUUGUUGUCUGUAAGAAUUUCCUUUCCCUUCUGUGAAGACAGAGAGGGUCAGUUUGUCAUUUCACACAAUAAAGGCGCAACAGCCCAAGCCAUAGGUCUGGACAGCCUGCCUCCCCUUUCUGUUCUCUUACCUCUAUUAGCUCAUAUAACAUAGCUGUACCCAGCUGGGCCUCAGCAGUACAUUGUAGUGUCUGGGAAAUCCUAAAAUGGAGGCAAAAAAGGGGGCAGGGUAAGGAGAAAGGCUAGAAUAGAUGUCCAGGGAAGUGAGGUGGCAAGAACUGGAGUGGCUGAAUCAGCCACUUGCAAUAGUAAUCUCAACACCAACACAGGAUGGGCGCCAGCCUCUCACCCAGUAUCUCAUCUGACACAGUAGCUACUUCAGUACAAAUUAGAAGGAAGUGGUACCAGACUGAAAUUGAAAAAGCAGCUUGAAGCCCUUCUAGGGGAAGGGAAAGCAGGUUCUAGUAAGCCACGUGUAAAGAGCCACAGAAGCUGGGACUUUGUUUUGGAUGAAGAUGCUGCAUUUCUGAUACAGUAAUGUACCAAGAUGCGUUGCCUCUAAUCUCUUAAUUUUGUCCACCUAUCAAUAACUUUUAAGGGAAAGAUCUCCUUUAACAUGUAUUCUCCCAAUGCCAAUUUUACACACAAACACCAUAAUUAAUUUAUAUGUACCCAAACAUGUUGCAUACAUGAUUAGAACUUCCAGUCUUGUUUGUAACCUCAUUCCCCAUGCUCCCAAUGUUAGUAACAUAGCAACAGCCUACACAGCACAGCUCUAAAUUAUGAGAACAGCUGCAUAAUACAUAUUCCACAUAAGAUCAUUGGGCAGGUGGAACACAAUAUAAAGAAGCUCCCACCUCCCCACACUUUCCAUUAAAAGUGUGACAGACUGAAACAAAGAAAACCUUACUUCUUGCACUGAACUGGAAAGAGUUUGCAUAAUACACUUACUUUUGGAUUUGCUCAUCUGACAGCCCUCGAGGAUUCUGGAUGGCUAUCUUUGGCACUUCAUUUGGAUACUAAUAAGAAACAAAGCCAAGUCAAAAUGAGUAGUACAGCCAUGCUAAAGUGCUAUAUAGCAAAACAGUCACUCAGGUCAUACAAGGCUUUACCUGAAGAGGCACGGAUAGCACCAAGGUUAAGCAGACGUACUGAGACUCCUGGUCCUCUGCAGUUGCUGGAUGAAGGGUGAUAGAUAUUUCCCACGGCACAGACCUAGGGUUGAAGAAAGGCUCAAGUGAGGGUCUGGUGUCAAAUGAAAGGAAGAUGGAACAGGAGAGAUAAUGCAGGUGGGUUGUUAUUCCUUCCUUUCUCAGGCUGAAAGAAGAUUGAAGCAGGCAUAAUGCAGACCUUCCAUUCUCCCCACCCCAUAUUCUUACAAAGAUAACUAUUUCAGAAUGGUAGUAUCAAAUACAAGGAGGGGAAAAAAGAAGUGACUAAUAUUUUGAGAAAUUAACAAACAUGAAUCAGGGGUUGCAAUUCAUUCCAAGUUUGUGCAGGACACUGUAGUCUAAUCCAAAAACAGGGUACAGUCUUCUAAACCAGGAAUCAAGUUCCACAAUGACAUAUGCAAGAUCACAGGAGUGACCAAUACUUUAAAACAAAAAACCAGCAAAGGGUUAGGGUUAGGGUUGCAAUUACCUUCCGUUUCCUUUAGACACAUGUAGCUCAUCCAAGUAGAUGGACUCUAAGACUUCCACUUCUGAAGGCAGAGUCCUGAGUAAGAAAAAAAAUAAAUCAUAUGAUAUAUAAGGCUAAUUUCCUCAGGUUUCUCCUGUCCAUCAUGUAUGAUGUUAUGCGUGGGGCAGAUAGAAAUCAGGAUUGAACUCCUAUGCAUUAGCUGAUGCUCAGGAAGUUCAAUUCAGCUCAGAUCAAGCACAUCAGCCUCUUCCUGCUGGGACUGGACUGGCACUUCCCAGUAUGUACAGAGCAGGACAGAAACAGAUAGAGAGUUCUCUUGCAUCAGCUGAUGCAAAUGGAGUUCAAUUCUCCCCCAGGGCCAACAAUGACAGUAGGUUGGAACAAUCCAUCUGUCAAUCACCUGAUAUCAAUAUGUCACCAAAUGAUUGACAGGUAGGUGGUCCCACACACUUCUCAAAAUUGGCCCAUUAGGGUGGGAGAGAUAAAGAUCUAGCCCACCAGGGCAAAACUGCUUUAGAGUAUCACCAUGGCAGGCAAAUCCGUGUUCAAGAAGAACAAAUAACGCACACACCACAUUAGACUCCUACAUUAACUUAGGUUUUGGGGGUCAUGUAACCCAUUUGUAAAUGCUGACAUCUUGUGGCAAUCCAACAUAAUAACCUGAAUUUUAAAAAUGCCACUAAAACGCUUAAGAGGCUAGGCACUUGUGAAGGGGCACAAAGUCUAAACUAGCAGACCUUUGCUGCUGCCAGUGAUAAUGAAAACCACAAAAACAUUUCUCUCUUGCUACUUCUCAGAAUUUUACCUUACACACAAUUCCCACAACAGUGGGUAGUUUACCAUGCUUGAGAAAGGCUGUCAUUCUCUUUCUGUUUUGAUUCUGUGGCUGAAAAAUGACACAGCUCCAUACUGCAAAGGGCAGAAACACAGCUGUAAUACUAACCGAGAGUGAGAUUGUUGCAUGGAGUAUUUUUUCAUAAUAUCCAUAAGGAACCAGUGGCAUAACAGCAGCUGACUGAGAAGAGAUCUCAGUUGGCAUAUGCUUCUAGCCAGGUAACUGUGCGGUAAAGAGAAGGUAUUUAUUUCUCUAUCUACAGUUUUUCAUAAGGAGUUUAUAAAAAAAACCAAAAAAAAAAACCGAACCCUGCUAGAAGACCAAAGGGCGAGGAGGAACAGGAUUGGCCCAGGGAGUGGAUUUUGCACUUGGCUUGGAUAUAAGAUUCAUAUCGCUGCUUGUUCGGCUACUGGGCGCUGCCUUUCUCUCUCAGCCCCCUACCCUCAGAAAUAGCGCGCGGGGGGCGGGGGGACCGUGUGCUAGCUCACUCCCUGUUGUGACGAGACCCAGGAAGAUGACGAACCACAUCGUACAUGUCGAACAUUAGAUAAGAACAAGACGAACGAAGAAACAAAAAAAUUCCUUCGUGAUGAGAUGGCCUGGGCUACAGAAAACAGAGGAGGAGGGGGGGGGGUAUGCCAGCCAUUUGCUCAUCUGCCUUCAGCUUAGAGAGAAAGGAGGACACAGAAGGCCGAACCGCUCCCUUACCAAUCCGCCGCCAACUCCUCCUGCUCCUCGCCGUCGCCGGUCGCCGCCAUCUUGACAGGCCCGGAAACUCAACCGCUUUGGAAUGCUUGCCGGGUUCUCUUCCGGUGCUGGGGGUUGCUAGGCAACAGCCGGGAGACGCCGUUGCGCGGGGCCUGCGCUGAUAACUAGCCUCCGUCCGCCCCGCCCCGCCCCGCCCUACUCUCGAGCCGCCGGGUUCCAACGGCCCCUGCCGGGCCUCAGCGCGGCAAAGGCUUUGUCAGACGAGCCGGGUGGGACGUGGGUGCUUCUGCCCUUCCCCUGGAUUGACCUGGAAGGAGGAGGCUGAGGCGAAGGAGCCGGUGUCGGGCUGCAGCGCACAGCCCGACCUUCUGUGCAUUUCUCUGCCCCAUUUCACUUUUGUGGAGCUUACUCCUAAGUAAGUGGGCGUAGGAUCGUCGCCUUAGGAGGCUCCUCAAGACGCCGUGGCCGGGUGAGGACUUUAUACAGUAUAGCAGAAGGGAUUCGGAGAGUUGUGCAGGCAAAAAGAUGGCUAAAAAGACUGUGUGUGUUGAUGGACUCCUGAUGGGCACUUUGGAGCAGGGGUGCCUUAACUUUUUUCUUGGGAAGCAUUAAAAACAUGCCUUGCAUUAGCUUCUUUUUCGGUGAAGGUGCUUGCUCAAAUUAAUUUUGUUAUGAGACUGUCCCUGAAAUAUUUGGAUGUUCAUAGAUGGCUCUGUUAUAUCCUAAUGACCUGGAACUUGCAUGCUUUAUUAGUGGCUAAGCGAUUGGUUUUACAGCAUUGCAAGGACUUGAUAUCUCCUCCAAUAGCUCCUUGGUUGGAGAGCUUUCUUCUCAUGCAUCGCAUGAAAAAACUGCUUUUGCCUGGAGAUUCAAAAAGCACAACUAUUCUGAGAUCUGGGACCCCUCUUUAGAGCUGAUUGCCUGAUAUGCAUGUCAUAUUGGCUUUGCCAGAGUCUACUCCCCUUUCCCCAACCUUUUCUGACUGCUUUGCUCCCUUUUUUCUUUUUGAUUCUUGCUUUUGACCACACAUGCAUGAUUUGUGUGCUUAUUUUGCAUUUUUCUGUUGUGAACAGCCUUGGGAUCUUCAGAUGAAGGGAGGUAUACAAAUAUAAUAAAUAAUAAUAAUAAUAAUUUUGCAAAAUGCUACAGUGGUACCUCAGGUUAAGUACUUAAUUCGUUCCGGAGGUCCGUACUUAACCUGAAACUGUUCUUAACCUUAAGCACCACUUUAGCUAAUGGGGCCUUCCGCUGCUGCCGCGCUGCCGGAGCACGAUUUCUGUUCUCAUCCAGAUGCAAAGUUCUUAACCUGAGGUAAUAUUUCUGGGUUAGCAGAGUCUGUAACCUGAAGCGAUUGUAACCUGAAGCUUAUGCAACCCGAGGUACCACUGUAUUGUGAAUUGACAUGCUUUGCCUUUGUGCUUACAUUUCUCAUUUACUGUUCGUGUUUAGCUUAAUCUCUUGUCUCUGCCCUUUCAGAUUAAUACCCACCCUUCCCCACAUUCCCAUCAUGGAGAAGUAUCAUGUCUUGGAGAUGAUUGGCGAAGGCUCUUUUGGAAGAGUGUACAAAGGGCGUCGCAAAUACAGUGCACAGGUAAGAGCACAAGGGAACAGGGGGAUGGACCUCAUCAACAGGCAAGAGAGUUAAUUUAGGGAGAGUUGUUUCCAAAGAUUGCUAUAUUAGAAGUCUGCUCCUGAGCCUGCAGUGGUCAUUGUUUCACAAUGAGUUUUUCAGGGACAGACAGAGGGGAAAGUAGUGUAUGACACAUUUCCAGCCUUUUAAAAUAAUAAUAAUAAUAAUAAUAAUAAUUAUUGGCAGGUGGUGGCCUUGAAGUUUAUCCCUAAAGUGGGUCGCUCGCAGAAAGAGCUGAAGAAUUUGCAGCGAGAGAUUGAGAUCAUGAGGGGGCUUCAUCAUCCCAACAUUGUCCAGAUGCUUGACAGUUUUGAAACUGAUAAAGAGGUAAGGGACUUGCUGGGAGUCCUUUUUAAAUGUGGGAGGUGAAGAAGAAAAUGGUGUCUUCCUGGCUCUGUGGAAAGUCCCCCAAGAAGCAGAAAGGCCUGAAAAUGGCUACAUUUUGUUUGAUGAAGUUUAGGUUAUAUGGUGUUUUCCAGAUGUCUCAAUGAGUACCUAGGAGGAGUGAACUAAAAUUUAUCCAUUUUGGUAACAGCUAUCUAAAUUACACAUCUUGUCUGUGGAAGUUUGGAUUGCCACAUCAAGCCUAUUGGUUCAUGAGGCUGCAUCAGCCAAUUAACCUGCCAAGACCUAUCAGCAGAAUGACAAUAUCCAAAGAAUGUCCCAACACACUUAGAGUUUGUAGCUCUCCAUAGGGACCUUCAUCAAAUAAGAAUGUGUUGGUAGCUGCUGCACACUCUUCUUUUGAUGGUGGUUUCCUGUUGGCUUCAAACAGCACAGAGAGCUUAGUCAUAUUGUCAUUCCCUACCCACAAGUGUCCCACCUUUGAAAAUGUUCUCAUUGGCAUUCUGGUCUUGUUUAUCUCCUUCAGGUUGUGGUAGUGACAGAUUAUGCUGAAGGGGAGCUUUUUCAGAUCCUUGAGGAUGAUGGGAACUUGCCUGAGGAGCAGGUAACUAUGACAAGAAGAGUGAGUGGGGAUUCAGUGUGAUGAAUGACUCCAGGAAUGGGAGAGUAGCUGGAGUGUGGGUAGGUGUCAGUCUCUGCUAGACCAUAAACCCUCCAGCUGUGUACUUUGACAUGAACCUGUUACAUUUCCUGGAAUAGUGACUGAGGUGCUUACAAGACAGUCCUAAUCUUUAAAAAGAUGAUCUGAGAAACUAGAGACCCAUCCCUCUGAAUUUGAUACCAGGGAUGAUUUUAGAACAGCUUAAAUCAAGGAAAGAUUUAAGGAAGUUGGUACUGUAUGUCUUUUUGUUUAUUAAUUUUUUAAACCAAUUUAUAUAUUACUCAAAUUGGAAUAUCAAAAGUGGGGUAUGGUACAAUAUAAAAACACAAUAAACCAUAAAACAUUACAUACUCAGUAUAAAAUUCACCAUGAUUAUUAAUAAGAAGAUAGGAAGCUGCCUUGAGUCAAACCAUUAGUCCAUCUAGCUCAGUUAUGUCUGCUUUGACUGGCAGUGACUCUCCAGUGUUCUAGAUAAGGGACAUUGCCAGCCCUAUCUAGAGAUGCUGAGGAUUGAACCUGGGACCUUCUGUAUGCAAAGCUCUGCCACUGAGCUACAGCCCUUAUCCUAAAUAAAUAAGAAUAUCUGGAGUCACACUUCAAGUGAUGCCUGAGUGAACAUAUGUGUUUUGAACUAGCGUUGAAUCUGGAGAAGAGAAGUCUAGCAGCAGAUGGACAUGAUUGCAGUCUUCAAAUACCUGAAGGGUACAUAGAAGAGUGGAAAUGCUUGCUCUCUGCUGCCCUCAAGGAUAAAAAUAGAUCUAAUUGUCUUAGGAUAAUACAAAUAGAUUUCUGUGUGUUGGGGAAGGACUUGUGAUUCACAAUUGAGGGGCAUCAGCAAAGAUAACAAAAGGAAAUGGAAGUUUUGUGCUGGAGAUGUGGAGCAUCCCUACAGGAUUAAAUGGGCUUUGCAAAGUAUCAGGGUUGUCAUUUUCUUUCAGGUGCAAGAUAUUGCCUCUCAGUUGGUCUCGGCACUCUAUUAUCUGCAUUCCCACCGAAUCUUGCACCGUGACAUGAAACCCCAAAACAUCCUUCUUGGGAAAGGAGGAGUGAUCAAGCUCUGUGACUUUGGGUAGGUACGUUAAGAACUGAUCUCCCCAACCAAUCUCUGGUCUCAUUACUGAAAGGUCUCAGUUGUCUUCUUUCUUUCCUGGGAAGGUUUGCCCGUGCAAUGAGUAUUCACACCAUGGUGCUGACAUCUAUAAAAGGCACGCCACUGUAUAUGGCGCCUGAGCUAGUGGAAGAGAAACCCUACGACCACACAGCUGACCUCUGGUCAGUGGGAUGCAUUCUGUAUGAGCUGUGUGUGGGGACACCACCCUUCUACACCAACAGCAUCUUCCAGUUGGUGAGCUUGAUCAUCAAGGACCCCAUCAAGUGGCCAAAAAACAUGAGCCCCAACUUCAAGGUAACUGUACUUAAAUGCCUUCCCCACUCCAUCCAGUGAUCUCAGGGCAGGUUUAGAUGCAUUGCUUCUUUAGUCUCAUUUUAUCCACACACAAGAGCCCUGUAAGGUAGAUUGCCCUGCUAAGGGCCAUAAGAGAUAUAUUUUGCUCUAGAAGCUUAUACUUUUGGGUUUCCCAUGACUCAAAUUCAGCUAUCUGUAUCUCUGGCAUUACACUGUAUGUAUCUGUGGUUUGAGUUUGUUCUCUCCUUAGAAGCUUGAACGCCUUAGAUUUUGUUCACUCAUGCCACUUGGCCUCUUUCACACUGUUGGUGUGUAUGUCUGAAAGGUAGAAAUGCAGCUUUUAAGUGCAUUCUCCAAUCCUUAUCCUACCCCACUCCCUGUGGGGAUUAGACUGAGAUGAGUGUACUUGCUAAGGCAGGGAUGCCCCCCAAUAAUUUUGACUGCAUCAGCCACAGCCAGAUGGCCAGUGGUUAGGGAAAUGUUGUCCACAAUGUCUGAAGAACACCACAUUGCUACAUCUAUGCCAAGGAAUGUAGCUCUGUGUGCAAACAUGUUUUGGUAGUAUUGGGGCCACCAGGUUUCUUUCUUAAGGCAGAAUAUGCAGCCAUGUUUGCAAGACUUUUUUCAGUAAUCUUCAGAGCUAGAAACUUGAAAAUGAAAAAAAUGGGAACAUUCUGGAAAAUGUGCUUUUUGUAUGCAUGGAUUGAAUAGACUCUUCCCACAGCGACCAAGAAAUUUCAUUGGCUCCAAGGUUUUCCUUGUUAAAAUUAGCAGCUGGGGUUAUAGACUAUAAGUAGUGUGAGGACGUGCAAGUGACCAUCUCUCAUUACUGUGUAGAGCUUCUUGCAAGGCCUCUUGAUGAAAGACCCUCGGCAGCGCCUGUCCUGGCCAGAGUUACUCUAUCACCCCUUCAUUGCAGGGCGGGUCACUGGUGAGUACCAGCUGCCAUGCUUACUUGCAAUUUCCCCCCAUCUGGCUCCUGCAUCUGCCUUUCCUUACAGAGCCCGAUUCAAGAAAGCCCAGGCACCGACAUGAACCUUCUCUUUUGCAGUGAUUGAUGACACAGCGGAUAAAGGCAUUACCAGCCCUUUCACCAGCAAACUGCCUCCUGAACUGCAGGCCCUGAAAGAGCAGCAGACACACUCGCUGGCCCCUCACAGUGGCCAGUCAAAGAUCUUGAGGAAAGCACGGCAGAAGAUGGCCCAGGAGGCUCGGAGAAAGGUGAGAGGCAGGUAGUACCAUUGCUGGCAAGGCGACUUACGGUAUGGUGGGGUCCGGUCCAUUAGAAUCAUCCUGUGUUGCUUGACUUCUUACAGGAGAUGGGGAAAUCCAGGGCUUCGUUUAAGGAAGAAAUCCCCAAGGGGGUCCAGAGCCACACACGCAAAGCCUGCCUUGCUCAGACAGAUCCCAGGGAAGCGAAUCGGGCAGGUCCUGGCACUGGAGAACAGAGGCACCCUAGCCUUGGAGGAAAGGGAAUGGAGUGGGAGCAAAAGGAAUCUUCCCCCACACCUCGGUGAGAAGAAGGAGUUUAAAUGCCUUUAUUUUGUUGGGAAUGUGGUAUAUGAUACAUGUGCAAGGAAAGUGUGGAUCUAAAGCUGGCAGUACCAAACACCACACAGAAUCAGAGUAAGGUCCAAAUCUUUUACUGCUGUAGAAGUCAUAGGCUCAGCAAAACAGCUCUGGACAAAGUUAUACAUAGAAACGUAAGUUCCAGCUUGCAGGAUUUUCAGAUAGAGAUACUGUUGCUCUAAGUAAUACCAAAUGACCAAGACAACACUGGAAACAACUGAAUUAGCUGACAUAUAUAUGUCCCAGCUUCUGCCAACCUAGCAGUUUGAAAGCAUACCAUUGUGAGUAGAUAAAUAGGUAUCACUGCGGUGGGAAGGUAAAUGGCAUUUCUGUGCUCUCUGGCACUCUUCAUGGUGUCCCGUUGCACCAGAAGCGAUUUAGUCAUGCUGGCCACAUGACCUGGAAAGCUGUCUGCGGACAAACACUGGCUCUCUCGGCCUGAAAGCGAGAUGAGUGCUACACUCCAUAGUCGCUUUUGACUGGACUUAACCGUCCAGGGGUCCUUUACAAGAGAAAACCAAAGCUGGGGUGAGAACAUUUCAUUGCUGUGUAGCCUGCCUUCAGCCUCUCAUCCCUCUUCUUCAUGGACAGAGAGAAUCGGAUCACACAGGAUUAUGAACGGGAAUUCCCAGAGCUGAGGCCAGAAAGUGGCAGAGCAGAAGCACGAGGCAGACGGAGCAUUGACACUGUGGAUCUGGAGACUGAGGUGAGUGCAUGGCCAGGUACCACAGUCAUUUGAAUAGUUGCAAGGAAGUACUUUCUUGGCUUUCUGAUGGUGGCGGUACUCACUGACUCACUCUUGCCUCUUAGGAGUUGGAUAGCGAUGAGGAGUGGCAGCACUUGAUAGAUGCCACAGAUCCUGCCCAUGUGCAGCUGAGUGCCCCACUGAGCCUUCUGGGAGACCCUGCUUUUGUGCAGCGCAUCCAUGCCCGACUCAAGGAUUCUGGUCGGCAGGUGAGUUGUAGGGAAAGGCUAAACACACACACACACACGGUAUGUUUGCUGUAUGCUGGGUAUGUCCUUCAGAAGCUAAGCGAGAUUUCCUACAGAGAGAAGAGGAAAGAAACUGGUGGAAACACUCUUUCCUUGUUGAAUUCCUUUGGUAGUUUUGGCCUUUCAGCUAGUACAUGAUGAGCCACAUACAUAGAGACUAGGGACAGCUUGGAAAGAUGGAGACUCUUAAGAAUUGACAGGGUAUAGAGGUCUUAUAAAAAUGUGUGGAUCCUAGAAAGGAAGCUGGGCAUGUCAUUAACUCUUUAGUUGGGAGCAACAUCUCAUGGAUGAAUUUUGGGAUGGCGAGAGUGUGCUGUGAUGCUGUUGAAGACAGAGUGACUGUGGAAUCAGUAGUUUGUAUGGUGUUUCUAGAGCAGUUUAGGCAUUGGUGUGGGGAAGGUCUCUGUUUCUGCCAUGACUCUUACCCUGUAUGGGGACGAGUUGUAUGUCCUAUGUACAUUUACCCCUUUUCCUUAUACAGGUGCUGGAGGGAAUGCUGGAGGGAGCUUCCCAUCUUCGCCCUGCCCUCCAUGUUAUUGGCAACUUGUUAAGUACCCGCUGUGACACAGAGCUGUUGUACACCUUCUGCAGUGACACAGGAUUAUCCCACUUCCUUGUGGAGCUAGCGGGAAGUAUCCUAGAGAGUAUCAACAUCAAGCAGGUAGAGAAGAGGCAUUCGCCAAAACGGGGGGUAGCCAACAUGGUGCCUUCCAGAUGCUUUGGACUACAACUCCCUCCCUCCCAGCAUGGCCAAUGGUCAGGGAUGAUGACCACAUUAUCUGGAGGACACCAUGUCUGGUACUUGCAUUUUGAAGAGUUAAAGCAUCUAGGUGCAUAGCAGGCUGUUAUUUGGACCUUUUUCUUAUUGGACUAUAAUCCAAACUAAGCAUAUAGUAUUUGGAUUUUUUUUUUAAAAAAGAAGGUUCAUUAUGUAAAAGUAUUUAACUUGCACAAGGUUAAAAGCACUGUUAGAGUGUUCUGCAGAAUCUGGGAUAUUUUGACAAGAAUCAUAAGCAGCUAGGAAGAAGAGGAGGUAUGAAUGGCGGGCAAGAGGCUAGGAACCGAGGGCUUGGCUGAGUAACUUUAUCACCUGAUUGCUUGAAACCUCCAGGGUGUCUGACCUUACCACAGCUGAUACCAGCAUGUUUAACAUAUAUGUGGAUAACUCUGGGAACUAAAAACAUUUAUUGGUGAGAUUAUUUUAAAGCCUCAUUCUUUGAUCCCAAAUUUUGUGCUGCAUGGAGUUUACACUGUAAUGGAAAACAGUCUUUCCUCUACAGAUUCUGUGCAUCUGUACAAAGGUUAAAUUUGGCACAGAAUUCAACCCACUUUACUCAGAACUCUGUUAGUUUCCUCCUCCUCCCUUUCUUCUUACCUUGGCAGAUGAUUCUGGUAGUUCUUGAUUACUGGUUCUUUCUAUGGGGCACCCAACCAGUUGGAAUCCAGCCCCAAGAACACAUACCUCUCUCUCUAUCCUACAGCAGCCCUGGUACAUCACCCUACUGAUAGACUUAAUCACUGUCCUGUCAGCCUACUUUGCCAGUGAUUUCAACCGACAGCAGAGUGGAAAGAAGCAAAGGUAAGACACUUUCAUGGCAGAUGAAAUAUGAAGGUGAAUUAUGCUAUGUUGUCGGCAGUAUGGGAGUAGGCAAAAUUAAAGCACAGUGUGCAUGAAUACAGUAAAUACCAAAAAGAAGCAGUUUCAUUCCACACUCUGAUGCCUUGUGCCAUUAUUUAGUCUGAGAACUGGAAAUGGCAUAUAAUGUCCCUAGUUACCUGUCAUCAUACAGGUUCUGAGCAUUACACAAUUAUACAGUACUGGCCAAAGAAAGGGAGAAUCUGAGUGCCUGUGUUGAGCUCACUGCCAUGUUUCAAGGCUAAGCUUCUAUGCCGAACCUAUAAACACAGAUAUUUCUCUAGUUUGCAGGCAUUCCACAGUUCUGCCAGUCGCUUCCUUGCCCUGUUACCUGCACUGCUGGUUCAGCCCGCAGACCAAGAGAGCAGGCUGCGAGAACAAAGCCUGAUGGUAAGGGUCCCUUUGAAGCCUCCUAUCUCCUGGUCUACUCAUCUCCAUCUUGCCUCAGUCUCUCUCCCUCUCCCUUCAGCAUCCUUUUAAUGUUUAAUGCUCAAUUUAAUUUCAUUAAAUUUAAUUUAAGGGAAACUGUAUUAAAUUUAAUUCAGUUUUCUUCUCAAUUUAAUGUUCACUUCUCCCUGCCUACCCCUGGAACCUGUGUGUUUUAAGGCUUGGGACAGAAAUGGGUUCCAACCCAGAGUUUGACUUUUUCAAAGAUGAGGAGCAGCUAUUGUUCCUACAUCCCAAAAUAUAUAACAUAUUUGUAGUACAUUCAUUUCUGUGCCCUCUUUUGUCUUUGGCUACAUACAGCAUAGCAUAGGGCUUCUGGAAGGUUGCCCAGAAGGGAAUGCGGGCCUCAGGUUGAAAAAGUUUCCCCACUCUUGCUCUAGGCUCCCCACAACUCCCAGACCUAUACUGUCCUCACUGCAACAGCAUCUCUUGUUUCUUAUCCUUACAGUGCUUCACCCACUUGUGUGAGAGCAUGGAUUGUGCCUGCCCAUCCAUCUCCAUUCCCUUUUACACCAGCUUGUUUGAGGAGCAUCACCGCCUUCUGGAUGUGCUCUGCCAUGAGGCUAGCUGUAAGCAGCCAGCUCAGGAAGGUAACAAAUGCUGUGGAGAAUGUGCCCAUCUGACUGCAUUUUGGGAUAAUGCAAAAUGCCUCCUGAUUCCAGACUAAACAUCUGAAAGAACUUUCCGACAGUAGGAGCUGUUCAACAGUGGAGUGGUCUCUCUUGGGAGGUUGUGGACUCUCCUUCCUUUGAAGCUUUUAAGCAGAGGUUGGAUGGUCAUCUGUCAUGGAUGCUUUAGUUGAGAUUCCUGUAUUGCAGGGGGUUGGACUAGAUGAACCUUGGGGUCCCUUCCAACUCUACGAUUCUAUGAAAACAGGCCUUUUCAGUGGUGGCUGCCUAAUUAUGGAGUGCCCUGCCCAGAGAGGCAAGCCUAGUGUCAUCUCUAUUUUUAUGCACUAGGCAAAAGUGUUUCUUUUACCCAGGCUUUUCACUCUUAAUUUGAUGGUUUAAAGGUAGGAUGGAUGUAGUAGACCUCCCUUUUAUAUGGAGGAUGCAUUUGGGUCCACUUUGAGCAAAAAAGUGACAAAUAAAAGUAGACAAUAAUCGAUAAUAUCACUGUAAGUGGCAUUUCUGUUCCACUUCCAGUUGGUGUAUUUAACCUUACUUGGUGUAUUCUGUUUGCUCCCCAACCCCCAACAGUGUUCCCCAAAGAAGCAAAGGCAGUGCAAGAGUGGAGUGAACACUUGGCAGUUGCCUCUACUGCAGCCCUAGCUGCAUCCUGCGGCAUCCCAGGAGGGCACAGCACAUGUCAUAAGGCCAAAAAGCAGGUGGGAGUCUUAUUGGCAUUUAUGUUUCUGAGAAGUUGGCUAUAUUGCUCCCUCAAGUGGUGGAAACUGAUAAUGGUGUUAGCACUGAAGGCAAGGGAUUUCCAUUGCAGAUCUCUCAGCAUGUAGCCCAGAAGCUCAUUGAGAAAGAUAAUGACCUGCUUCCAAGUCUUCUCUCAGGAAUUGAGCGCUCUGCCUCUUCUCUCAAUGGGAUGAAGGUAACGCAUCUCCCCAUGUUCCCUUUGCUUCUCUGGGAGUCGGGGAAUUGGUGCCCAGGGCAUCUUAUCCUUGGAGGCAACAUGCCUUAAUGCAUUCCCUUUUCCCUCCUCACUUGGGAAGAAAGUGAUGAUGUCUCAGUGGUCUGAUAUUGCUUUGCAUUUCCAUCACCCAGGUCCUGUAUGCCUGUUGCCAUGUCAGUCUGACUCUGUGCCAUCGCUUAGCAACUCCAGAAAGGCUGAGCUCCCUGAUUUGUGCCCUGCAAGGCAAGGUAUGUUUUUAUUCUGAAACUGCAAAGAGAACUGCCUCAUCAUGAGCACAUGCAAAGUCUCAGCCCUAAGAAGGGAGAGAAAGGAAGCUGCCUCUUACCAGGUCAAACUAUUUUUCCAUCUGAUAUUGUCCACUCUGACUGGAAGUGUCUUUCCCUGGUCUCAGUCAGGGGGUCUUUCUCGUCAACCUGCUCCCUGAUCCUUAUUUAAUCAGAGAUGCUGGGGUUUGAGAGUUAAUGAGCAAGGAACUGGAAACUGUAUCAGGGAAAGGAUGGUGUGGAAACAGGAGAGGCGUUCCAACAUGAUUGGCAUGGGCAGGGGACGGGCACUGAGAUAACCAUGGUUUUAGAGCAAAACAUUGUGAGAGGAACAUUGGGUAGCUUCUCUUAGGAGUGGAUAUGGGAUGGAAAGGUGAUGGUUUAUGGGGCCAGUGUUUCAGGACUGAGCCUUGUCUCUUUGAAAGGUCCCACUGACUGAAGUGGCACAGGUACAGGCAGCUGAAGCCUCACUGAGACUCUUCUCCCUCCUGCUCCUCCAGCUACAGAUCCUCCCACCUCAGUAAGUGUUGUUGCUUUGGCACCGUUCAUAUUCUUGCCUUGACUGCUUGGGAACAAGGGAAAGGGCUCGCAGAGACUUAACUUGAGUUGUGUGGAUUGGCAAGAAGUGGAUUGGCAAGAAGUAAGGAGAGUCAGUGCUAAAAUGGGGAGGCGCUUGACACAACCCUGGUUUUGAGGGAUAUGCCCCAUCACAAAACGUGCCAGUCCAAGAGAUGUUUUGCAGGAAGAUGUACAAUGGUGCUUCACUGUGCUCUGUAAGCAGAUACAUCCCUCCCACUACACUCUUUUAAUGUUUGCUGUAGCUGUCCUAAACUCAGGAGCAGCUUGCCCAAAGUGAGGCCCAGUAGCAAUAGCCUCCCAGCUAUUUACACAGAGUAUACAUAAGGAGAGAGCUGGCACCUGUGUUAAGGACUAGACUUCUGGUGACUGUAAGCCGUGCUGAACUGAUGGUUUCUUAGUCUGAAGCAGAAAGUACCCAGCAGUGAGCAACAAUGCUGCCAAGAAGGUUUUUUUUUGAUAUUUAGAAAAUGAAAUUACUGGUUUUUAGGAUUCCCCUGAAGCUGCUACAUAACAUAACCACAUUUUUUGAGCCACAGUGCAGCCCCAGCCUUAGUUUUCGGCUGCCGUUCCUUUUCCAGGCACACACUUAAGUGCCUGGCAAGUAUUGCUAGCUUUGAAGAUGAGGGCCUUGGCAUCCGUUGCUUCAUCCUUCUAAUGCUGCUAUUUCUUUGAUUGUGGUUUAGGUCUGAAAUAGUGCUGAAGGAAGCCAUGGCUCUUUUCAACCAUGCAACAGCUACCUCUGUUCUAGUGAGUAAUCUCUACUCCAGGGUAGAGUUUAGAGCUGUCUAUAUAGAUUCUUUUACUCCAUAUGUGUAAUCUGAUUGUCAAUAGCCCCAGCUGUAGGUUUGUACUCACGAGAAACUCUUCCACAUUGCACCCAAUGGCGAGUGAUGGAUUCUCACUAAGGUCAAGGAAAGGACCAAACAGUUAUCUUCCCUCACACAGUUGGAGGUAUUGUAGACAGAGCUUCACAAGCUGUGAAAAAGAGGUAUCCCACUGUUCCCACAAAUGUGUACUAGAUACUUCUGGACUGCAAAGAAAUGGUCUGCCUGUUACCCUGUCAUACCAGAGGUAUCAGAGUUGGACUUCUGUAGACUAUGAAGGAGAAAGCAGCAUUGCCAUUCCUGUGGGGAGUCUAAUAACUAGAUUUGCAUCCAGUUCAAGUAAAGAAGGCAUUCUGGCCAUUCCUGCACACAGAGGGGUCUCUCUGUCUUAUGCAGAGUGCUGCAGGAUUGCUGCUGACAUACUUCAUUCAAAAUGGCGCUGCUGUGAUGAUCAGGGAAGAGGAAGCCAUGGCCAUUAUAGCUACUGUAUUCACAGAACCUGCGGAGGUAAGAAACCAGCUCCAGACAGACAGGGGCAAAUCAGGACACAUAGGCCACUGGCUGUAUCAUGCUUGUCAUGCCAUAUAGUGGUUGACUUUGAGGUCACUGUCUCAGGUUUAGUCCUUUCUCUUGGUGUCUUUCAGCUAUGCCUGCCACCUCCCAUUGGAGCUGGCUUCUAUGAUGGGCUCCUGCUCUUGAUGCUGCAGCUAUUAAGCCAGGUAUGACUUCAUGCCCCACCAAGCAGCUUCCUUGCAUUCUCUAGAGCAGCAUUGGCCAACCUGGUGACCUCCAGAUGUUGCUAGAUUGUAGCUCCCAUCAGCCCCAGCCAGCAUGUGGUCCAACAGACAGUUAUGGUCUAACAUCUGGGGGCACCUAGUUGGCAAAGGCUGCUCAAGAGGAUGUACACAAAUGAUCCAGGAGGUACUAGGGAAAGUAUUUACUGUUAGGUGAAGCAGAAUGGGGUAGGGUAAGAAAUGGCUUGCUUAAUUCUGCCAAGGCCAUGUGUAGCCCCUCAGCUCUUGGCAGUAGGGAACUGGCUCUCAUCCAGGUGCUGUCCUGUCUGUUCAUGGACUUCCUUGGACGUUGCCCUAUCCACAACUGGAAGGGCCACUUUGGGUCAAAGGACGGAGCAGCCUUCCCCAACCUGGCAUCCUCAAUGUUUUGGGCCACAAUUGCCAUCACCCCAACCAUUUUCUAAUCUAUACUUAACUGGGGCUGAUGGGAGGUGGUUCCAAACAUCUGGAGGGCACCAGGUUGGGUAACACUGAGAUAGAGAAAGACAGCACAGUCUAGAACUGGACCUAAACAACUCAGUUUGCUAACAUAGUUAUACAGAUAUGAUAAUUUCCAAGCAUAUUUUCUGGCUAGGUGGUUCAGUUCUUUCUAUAGAAUUUGAAAGUUUAAAAAAAUACUGAUGAGGACAUUGCACUAUUCUUAUAUACAAUUUGCUGUGUAUGUAUAUUUGUGUGCAUGAAGAAACUCCAGCCAAAUUCUCACCUAUAGCCACCUGCAUAUUACCACAUUGUUUCCCCCCUCUUAUGGACUAGAAUUUUGCUUCCACCCAAUUAAAAUAUAUUAUGAUAGCUAAAAUGUAAUAAAAGCAGAGUCUUAGGAUUCUGCAGGACUGGCCCUGUUCCAUCUUUGAAAAUAUAUGUUGCAGUUGGUGGUGAUGAAGACCUUAAAUUCCCUAGCAAAAUGGGGAGGGCAGUUAAGUCCCUGCCCUUUCUGGGCAUAUCAGCUGAGUUAUGUGCAGCAAUUCCUCUUAGUGGACGCCCAGCUUCCUGCUUUUUAGAUACAGGUGGGAAGAGAGGUCCAGUCAGAAAGGGUUUAGGUCUGUCAGGCUACAGAGGGAGCAUCCACGGAAUUAAGGUGUCUCCGAUGAGCCAAAUCCCUGAGCUGCAAUGCAGAAUAGGGUGUUUAGGCUCCCAUCUCACUGCUCUGGGGCUUGUUCCUCUUCUGUCAGGGAGAUGCAGCAGUAGUGCGGGAGUUUGCUACCUCCGAACUCUGGGGCAUCGUGUGGCAUCGCUUUGCCAUGGUGCUCCACUUGACUUCUCAGGAGCCAGUGAUGGAAGGAGACACCCCGAGAGCUGGCCAGCAGGCACCAGAGCCAUACUGGAACCUCAUCUCACCACAAGGUACAAAGUGGCUUUCCUUUAGUAAGAACCACCCCAAAUUGCCUCUUGGGCAUCUCCUCUUGCUAUUUGCGUGUCAGAAGACAGAGCUGAGGAGGUUCGUCUUGGUGAGGCUGUAUAUAAGGAUGCUCACAGUCUUUCCAUGGUGCCAGGCCUGGUUCUGGCAGUCACCUCUCCGAUUGGGAAAGGCAAGGGGACAUUGAAUAGGUGGCUAAGGGGUACUCACUCGUACUUUCCCUGCUGUAGGAACCUUGCUCUUCCUCAGCUUAGCCCUCUUCAUCUUCACACGAGAGCCUCACCAGUGCCUUCUCCAGCUGGGCCAGCCCAAUGGGGUCAUGAUGGCAACCCUGAGCAAGCUGCUUGAACCUGACUUCCUGACUUACUUGGCACAAACGUGAGUGAUAAAUCCAGGGCUGAGCUAUAGAAGGAAGUAAACUAAAUGCUGCUAGAGUGGGACAAGGGCAGGGGGCUGCUGCAUAGAAACAUACUUGUCAUUUACCCAAACACAGCACAGCAAUACAGUCUCCCCCAACCCUGAUUUUGGUCUAGCUCCUCCCCUUCUUACCAACUUCCAUUUUCAGCAAGAAAGCUGCCCCAAGACGCAGAAGUGGAUGAUAUGCAACCUUCUGUGUUCCUAUGUUCAAUCUCAGGAAUGUUCCAGAUACAUGCAGCUGAAUCUGGCUUUCUAACAACCUUUGUUUUUAUAUUAAAGAUGAAGUUUUUAGGAUUAUACUUGUCCGUAAAGGUUUUUAUUGAGCAGGCCAUUGGAUUAGAUUAGAUUAGAAAGAGGCACUAGUUGUGCUCUGCAUAUCUCCCAAACUCUCCUCAGUUUCAGCUUCUUAUUACAGCAUCCCUAUGUAAACCUUAUUCCUUGCCCUUUUCCAAACUUCGCCAAUGUAUUUGAUUCCUAAUUCCAAAAAUUACAGUCAAAAUAAGGUGUGCACAUUAAGCCUAUUUCUGCUUUGGUAUAACACAAAAAAGUUAAAGGACCCCUGACAGUUAAGUUCAGUUGUGAACGACUCUGGGGUUGCGGCGCUCAUCUCACUUUAGUGGCCGAGGGAGCCAACAGUUUUUCUGGGUCAUGUGGCCAGCAUGACUAAGCCGCUUCUGGCAAAACCAGAGCAGCGCAUGGAAACGCUGUUUACCUUCCCGCCAGAGUGGUACCUAUGUAUCUACUUGCACUUUGAUGUGCUUUUGAACUGCUAGGUUGGCAGGAGCUGGGACCGAGCAAUGGGAGCUCACCUCAUUGCGGGGAUUCGAACCACCGGCCUUCUGAUCAGCAAGCCCUAGGCUCAGUGGUUUAAACCACAGCACCACCCGUGUCCCGCUUGGUGUAACAUAGCUAUAAAAGAGCAUAUUUGCUUCUUUUAUAAAAAACAGUGAUUUGGCUCAGAGCAAUUAACUUUUUGUUCAAGACAUCCCUUAAAACCAGCAUGUAAUGGCUGAAGGCCAGGGCAGGGCAGAUGGAAUAUAGAAUGUUGCCUUAUACCAAGUUAGACUAUUAGUCUACCUCAUUUUCAUUUAUUGUCUACGCUUGACAGAUAAGAGGCUCUCCAGGGUUUCUGGAGCUUACUAUUGCAGCCCAAAUAUACUUACAGCUGGAAGUUAACACCUCACUUUGAUGGCUUUCUUCCCUCUUCCAGGCAGAUGCAAGAGGAUGGUGACCCAGAGCUGGUAUCAGCUGUUGUGCUCCAAAUUUGCCAGCUGUUUUGUUUCCCCUUUGCUCUGGACAUGGACCCUGAAACUUUAGAGCUUAUUACAACAGGUCUAAGGGACUCUGAAAUCCCUGCACGGUUACUCCAGGUAAACCUUUCCUCAUGUUGGUUGUCUAAGCACUAGAUGCAGACUCUGCCUUAGCCAGACCAGUUGCCCUGCUCCACACAAAGCAAUGCCUUUCAUCCUGAUUCAUGGUGGUUGUGCUUAUGUGGAUGCACUCAAAAAACUGCUUUUCAUAAAACAAGGCACCAAAUGCCUUUUUUGAAGGGGGUUGUAGGCUGGGGAAGGGAUGGAAAUGCCAGUCUCAUAAAGACAUAAGGGAAUUUUUACCCUUUAUGGGAAACAUUUUUAAAAUAAUAAAGGUUCAGAGUUAUGUCCAACAAAGUUGUCCAGUUUGUGGAAAGACUACAAAUAGAUUUUGUGGCUAGGGUGAGGAAAGUAAGUUCCAUAGCAUAAGCAGAAGUCUUUGCACAAACACAACUUUGUUGGUGCCAACUUCAUACUGGUAUGCACACUUUGAGACACUAUUCUGCUUUUGCUUUCUUUGUAGGCCUGCAUUCACCACCUUCCCUUCUCAGAGACAGAGUUGCCAUUGAGUCUCCUGUGCCACUUGGUGCUGAGCGACGAGGGAGUCAUUGAGCAGGUGGUGGGGGUGGCUGCCUCAAAGCAUGCUGUUGCCUUCUUGUCUGCCAUUUUGCUAUCAGACCAAGUAGCCCUUACUGCAGACUUGCUCUCUCUGCUCACCCACAUAGCUCGGGCCAGUCCAGCUCACUUGCCUUUCCUACAGAGACUCCUAUGUGGUUCAGACUCUGCUUCCCAACCACUGAGCCACCUGCUGUGUCACCAAGAAUGCCCGGUUCGUGCCAAAACUUGCAGCCUUUUGGGGAACUUGCUGCGCCACAGACAGGGGUUUCCUCAGGUUCUGCAGGACCAGAUUGGGCUGCUGGAACAUCUGCUGGAACGCCUUUCGGAUGAGGACGAACAUGUGCGACGCUCAGCCAGCUUUGCUGUUGGCAAUGCAGCCUACCAGGCUGGCCCUCUUACUCCAGCCCUCAGCAAAGCAGUCCCUUGGGUUGUUCAGCUCCUGAGUGAUCCGCAAGCCAAGACCCGCUGUAAUGCGGCUUCAGCACUGGGCAACUUGGGCCGCCAGUCGGUGGAACUGGAGGAUUUGCUGAUCCAGAGCAGGGUACCUGGUCGUCUAUUGGAUGUGGCCUGCCAUGAUUCGCAACCAGCUGUGCAAGAGGCAGCACUCAUUGCUCUUCGAUCUAUUGGCCAGCAGCCCAGGAUCCACCAGGUAUUAGUUCAGCAACUGUGGAGGGAAAAGACUCGGCCAGCUGAGGGCAGGCCCUAAUAAACCAGCAGUCAGAUUUAUUGUGCUUCAGUUAAUUCCUGACAAUGCAUAACGGAAGCCUUAUUGCAAGGUUACCUGCCAUGGUUGUUGAGGAUAAUGAAGCUUUGCUUGCUGGUCAAGAAUUGAGGUUUGUACAUUGGGGCAAAAAAAAAAUGACAUUGGUAGGUUCUUGUUGGCGGGGGGCGGGGCGGGCUUGAGAGUUCAUUGCUGCUAUUAGCUGCCAUAUUCUCUUGACCCUUCCUUUCUAUGAGAGAAGCACUUUACAAACAGUCAGUGUGAUACCUGACUUGCUUUGCCGUCUUAAUAAGCAGUUAUCAAUAUAACUCAAUCUCUUCCAUUCUUUCAAAAACAGUUGCACAUAAGUGAGCUCCAAACUAUCCCACCACUGGAUUCUCAAGGAAUAGAUGUUUUUUCCACGAUAAUUUUCUGUUGGUUCAAAGUGUCUCUGAGCUUAUAUUAGGUCACCCACCAGUAGAUCUCAUUCUUCCUUUACCUAGUUACAAUCAUCACUUUUUAUGUGUAAGGGUGGUAUCCAAUGUACUUGCUCUGUUAGUGCAAGGAUUGGCAUUUGUGCAAUGGAACUCUCCUUGAUUCUUGUGCACCUCAAACCUUCCCCAAAUUUGCUUUGGAUGGCUGUGGAAGCCCCGUAACAGACUUAGAGGGUAUGCAGGGAGGAAGGGGAGUUACUUUGCACAGCCAAAAGGCCUUGCACCGACAGUACACUGAAUACAACCCUAAGUUGCUAGUCCCCUUUCUAUGAAAACAUGACUGUGUUCCCCAAGAAUCAUAGAAUUAUAAAGUUGGAAGGGUUCCUGAGGGUCAUCUAGCCCAACCCCCUACAAUGCAGGAAUCUCAACUAGAUUGUAUGUGACAAGUGGCCAUCCAACCUCCGUUUAACAACUUCCAAGGAAGGAGAGUCCAACACCUCUCAUGGGAGUCUGUUCGUUCCACUAUUGAACAGCUCUGUCAGAAUGACAUCUUUCUCAGUACCAGACGUUGAAGAUAUACUGGAGUUAUGAGGCUCUCUAUAGAAUCCUAUUGCUGUGUUAUUCACAUUGAAGGAGUUACCAUGUAAUUACUCAAAAGGGGGCCUUGUUUUCAGUCCCAUCCCCAACAUAACAUAUUCCUCAAUCAGCUGUGCAUUACUUGCAGUAGAUGGAAGUCCCAACACAGUGUCCUGAUAAUGCGGAAGUGAUGUUAGAGGCAGGAUUAAAAACACAGGCCUUCUCUAAGUAAUUGUGGUAAUGCCCUACAUAGCUUAGCACAAUAGGCUAUGUCAGGGCACAAUAUAUAUCUGUCCCAAUUUCCUUUCCAGGUGCUGGUGUCACUCGGAGCAAGUGAAAAGUUGGAAGCACUUUCAUGUAACAAACCUCAGACUAGUGCUUACAGCAGCCCACGGCCCUCAUCAUCAAGGCAUUGUAAAAAAUUGAUCCACCUCCUGCAGCCUGCACACAGUGCCUAAGAAUUCAAGAGGGUUCCAAUGUGCUCUUCCUUCCAAACACCAGAGGUUUGGAGAACCAUGGAGCUGAAAUAUCAUUGCAGCUACUGUCUUGGAGUGGCCUUCAAUAUGCCAAAAUGUCAAGAGCGCGCUAGUCUUUCUAGCUGAAGUUGGAAGUAAAACUCUGUUUUACAUCAUCUGAACAGAGCUACCACAGUCCGCUGUUCAGUAAGGACACCAUCCAAGCACCAUUUUCUUGCUAUGAACCAUCCAUGGAAAAAGCCAAGCUGCUGUGUUCUCCUAUCUAAACAAAGCCUUGUAGCUCAUGUGUAGCAAAAACCCUGGCUCAGUGCACUCUACAUUAAGUGCCUUGGGAUACUGGUCUUUGUUUUUUCUUUUUUUCUGAGAAUUUCUUCCUUUCCCUUUGAAGAAGAGUGGACAGCCACAAGUCACCAAGCAUCCCUACUUAAAAGCAGAAAAGAGAACAGAGGCAUUGCUGGCCAGAAUAAAGUAGUACCUCUUUUGCUUUGACUUUUGCAGGUUAAGUUGUGGGUCAGAAGGCCGGAAGCAUUUUCAGUUUUUGAUAGGAGUUAUUGUAUCCCCCCUGGAGCCUCUGGAUCAACUAACGGAUUGCAUCCAUUAUUUGUUUUAGUAUUUCUUUGACUAGGACCCUGACCCAGUUGGUCUCUUUUUUAUAUAUAUGUAAUAAUGUGCUUUUGUAAUAAAACCUGGUUUGUUUUCUCACAUGUUCCUCCAUAUGGAUGUAGCCUAGAGGCAAUUGAUGGAAGAGAGUUGAAUCCCACCCAGAGGUCUUAAAAAAUAAGUUGUGGGUGCAGAAUGGCAUCCAUUCAUGCAACAGGGCUCCCUCUUCCCCUAAAAUCUGUGCUAGAGGAUUGGGGAUCUCAUUUCAUGCAUACCUACACCACUGAGUGCUACACUGAAUUACACCCUAUGCCAAAAACACACUUAGAUGCAGAAAAUAUAUGAACAUUUUGCCACAUAAUCUACCUAGCUUGAAACAUUUGUUACAAAAUUGAACAUGCAAGAUUAUCUUCCAUAUUUGUGUUGGGGAUUAGUGGGGGAAUGUACAAAUGAAAAAAAGUAAGGUUGCAAUUCUAAACACAUUCAGCUGUAAACAAGCUUUGCUGAACAUUGUAGGGCUUACUUCUGCAUAAAUGUGGAUAUGUGAGCCAUAAUCUUACACUCAAAUAAAAGCAGG